AUGGAUAUUCAUGUUCUUCAAAGCCAGCCCGCCCAGAAGGUCGCGUUUAAAGAUUCUUCCACGGUUCGUGUGGGUAAUAAACUUGUUCGCAAUAAGCCACCCACCCAGCCCUCUGCUAUGCGACCCAAGCAUUUGGUCCGCGGCGGGUUCCAGCCGCGCCUUCCGACUUCGCUGCCGCCCCCAGGGCAGCAGCAGCAGCCGUCGCCGCUACCACGCCGACAGCCCGUCCCGUUGAUGCCUCCCGCGCAGCUUCAUCUGGGAGCGCCCCAGGUGGUCGCUCCGGCGCCUGCGGUCCCUCUUCAGUCGCCACCGCCUUCGGAGCUGAUGGACGUCGACCCCUCAGCCGGGCCGCCUUCCCAAGCGGUGGCUGUGCAGCCUGUCCUGCAGCCGCUUUUCUUGGGCACCCCCAAGGAGUCUGACACCGCAGCGCCUUGUCCGGCGCCCACUCAGCAGCCGUCGACGCAGCGUCAGGAGACGCUGCCUCUCUUCGUGGGUCCCGACGCCCCGUCGCGUCCAGUACCAGAAGCUGCGCCCCUUGAAUAA
Messenger RNA from Schistocerca americana (American grasshopper), 543 nucleotides. Its product is annotated as proline-rich protein HaeIII subfamily 1-like. The record is from RefSeq and is a predicted model, not a curated record. Lineage: Eukaryota; Metazoa; Arthropoda; Insecta; Orthoptera; Acrididae. The transcript is spliced from 2 exons. The coding region runs from base 1 to 543 and encodes 180 amino acids.